Messenger RNA from Lathyrus oleraceus (garden pea), 876 nucleotides. RefSeq lists its product as uncharacterized. NCBI's taxonomy places the organism in Eukaryota, Viridiplantae, Streptophyta, Magnoliopsida, Fabales, Fabaceae. The coding region runs from base 1 to 876 and encodes 291 amino acids. The record is from RefSeq and is a predicted model, not a curated record. Gene Ontology annotation, molecular function: DNA helicase activity. Gene Ontology annotation, biological process: DNA repair; telomere maintenance. The transcript is spliced from 3 exons.
AUGGAAGUAGUAGAAAGACAAAAUGAUGGAGUGUUUUUUUUAUAUGGCUAUGGUGGAACAAGCAGAACUUCUAUGUUGAACACUUUGGCUGCAUCACUUUAUGAUAAACACAUAAUUGUUUUGCCUAUUACCUCAAGUGGGAUUGCAAGUUUGUUGUUACCAGGUGGAAGAACAACUUAUUCUAGGCUUAAGAUUCCCAUCCUUACUUUGGAAUCUUCAAUUUGUAACAUUGACAAAAAGGAUGACCUUGAUGACCUUUUAAGGUUGACAAAUCUUAUUUUACGGGAUGAGGUUCCAAUGGCUAACAAGUUUUGCUUUGAAGCUAUAGAUAAAUCUUUGAAAGACAUUAUGAGUGAAAUUCCUCAAGCUUAUAAGAAACAAUUUGGAGGCAAAGUAGUAGUUUUUGGUGGUGAUUUUAGACAAAUUCUCCCAGUUGUCCCAAGAGAGUCCUCAAGCUUACAAAAAACACGCGCCUUCAAAGUGGUGCAAGUACUUCUAAUCAAGAGGAUAUGCUUAUUUUCUGAGUGGAUAUUGUAUAUUGGAGAUGGUACCUUGUCCGGGCCUAAUGAUGGUUAUGUUGACAUUUCAAUUCUAGACAAGUUUCUAAUGUCUAAUUUUACAAAUUCUAUUGAGGCUAUUGUUGAGAGAGAAGAAAAUGAAUACUUUAGUAGUGAUUCUAUUGAUAUAUCUAUAGCUACUGACUUUGAUGCAUUUGAGCACUUGCCUAAUCACUCAAUCAAAUUGAAGAUUGAUUCCACUAUCAUGUUGAUGCGCAACUUAGAUCCGUCUGAAGGAUUAUGCUAUGGUACAAGACUCACUGUAACAAGGUUUACUAAUCAUGUCAUUGAAGCUAAAAUCAUUUCAGGAAAAAUAUAG